UGCAUUAUAUUUUUUUCUUCACUACCCCAGCCCUGCAAAUGUGUUUUGGCCGUGCGUUUGUAUUUCUGUUGUUUUUCCAAUCCAAACGACAUUUCUUGGACUCCCAAUAAUCUUACGCGUCGGAUGCUAUAGAUGCCCAGGAAGAGGCUUGCAUGAUUAACACAUGUGAAGAGCAUGCGUGCCUGCAUACGUGACACCCCACUGGGUGAACGCGGGGUCCUGUCUCCCGCCGUUUGCGUCCUUGGGAAAGUCACUAGCAAAAGGGCUUAUGAUGUUCCUGCUUUUCAACUCCGCUUCCGAUACCUGCAGUUCCUCCUUUCUGCGUCUUUGCGCGUCGCUUAGGUUCACGUUGCCUGUGUGUAUCCGCUGCCCCAUUUGCCCUUUGCACCGCCUCUACAUAUCGACAUCUUGCGAGAACAGCCCUUCUCUUCCCGCUCAGCACCGGGAGGUGUUACCUGGAUACCUGUUUUAGGGGUCUGGCUGGAGGAGCUCCUGCGCGGGCAGUAUUUCCAUCUGGGAGCUGCUGGAUCGACUGGCUCCGGUCCAAAGCAAGUCGUUUGCUGCCCCCGUCGCGGGCUGCCUGAACUUCGGAGGUGGGUGUGUUGAAAAAGAAAAAAAAGAGGUCGUUUUGUGAGCUGGGGGAAAGAUUUGGAGCCCUCAGACUCUGGACCGACAGAUGGGCUCCUAAGAAAAUGUCUUCUCUCCGCUCAGAUCACUGGUAUGCGAGUCAUUCGGAGCUGGCCUGCGGAGUCCCUUACAGCCUAGAAGCUCCUUAGCAAUUAAGAUGAAGGAGCCUGGCGAUACCAGACGGGAGGAGGUGUGUGUGUCUCUUGCAGCAAUGUCAGGGGAUUCAGGUCCAGUCCCAGAGCUGGUAAACGGUAACAGUUGCUGUCAGGAAAACAAGUCAUCAAGUCUUCGAGUCUCAGAGAAAAAGUGCUCAUGGGCUUCUUAUAUGACCAACUCUCCCACUCUGAUUGUAAUGAUUGGCCUUCCUGCAAGAGGCAAAACCUACGUUUCUAAGAAAUUAACUCGCUACCUCAACUGGAUUGGAGUGCCUACAAAAGUGUUUAAUUUAGGAGUUUAUCGUCGUGAAGCUGUUAAAUCGUACAAGUCCUAUGACUUCUUCAGACACGAUAAUGAAGAAGCCAUGAGGAUUCGAAAACAGUGUGCCUUGGUUGCCCUUGAAGAUGUGAAAGCUUAUCUUACAGAGGACUGUGGCCAGAUAGCUGUCUUUGAUGCAACCAACACAACCCGAGAGAGGCGAGAUUUGAUACUAACUUUUGCAAAAGAAAAUUCCUUUAAGGUAUUUUUUGUGGAAUCUGUUUGUGAUGAUCCAGAAGUCAUUGCUGCAAAUAUAUUGGAAGUGAAGGUCUCCAGUCCUGACUACCCGGAGAGAAACCGAGAGAAUGUGAUGGAUGAUUUCCUGAAGCGUAUCGAGUGCUAUAAGGUCACCUAUCAGCCCCUUGAUCCAGUUAAUUAUGACAAAGACCUCUCUUUCAUUAAAGUGAUAAAUGUGGGGCAACGUUUCCUCGUCAACCGUGUCCAGGAUUACAUUCAAAGUAAAAUUGUCUAUUACCUCAUGAAUAUUCAUGUUCAGCCACGCACCAUAUACCUUUGUAGACACGGUGAGAGCGAGUGCAACCUUGUUGGCAAGAUUGGUGGGGAUUCAGGCCUCUCGACACGAGGGAAACAGUUUGCGCAAGCAUUGAAGAAAUUCAUCAAAGAGCAGGAAAUUGUGGAUCUGAAGGUGUGGACUAGCCAGCUGAAGAGAACCAUCCAGACAGCCGAGACCUUAGGUGUACCAUAUGAGCAGUGGAAAAUUCUUAAUGAGAUUGAUGCUGGAGUAUGUGAAGAAAUGACCUAUAAAGACAUUCAGAGGACGUACCCAGAGGAGUUUGCACUUCGGGAUCAAGAGAAAUACCUUUAUCGUUACCCUGGAGGAGAAUCUUACCAAGAUUUGGUCCAGCGCUUAGAACCUGUGAUUAUGGAACUGGAACGUCAGGGAAAUGUCCUAGUUGUCUCUCACCAGGCAGUUAUGAGAUGCUUACUGGCCUACUUCCUUGAUAAGAGCGCAGAUGAGCUGCCGUAUAUGAAGUGCCCUCUUCAUACCAUUUUUGCACUCACUCCAGUUGCUUAUGGUUGUAAGCUGGAAAUGAUCUCCUUGAAUGUGGAAGCUGUGGACACACAUCGAGACAAGCCAUCCAUAGCAACAAACAACCUUCCAAAGAGCCAAACCCCUGUAAGGAUGAGAAGGAACAGCUUUACACCACUAGCCAGCUCGGACACAGUAAGGCGUCCUCGCAAUUACAGUGUUGGGAGCAAGCCCCUCAACCCAGCAGGGUCUCUGCUGUUCCCAGAGGCUCGGGAUGCGGCCAAUGAACAGAAGCUGCAAGACGGUGUUCAGAGAACAGCUGGCUUAGUAAUGUAGAAGUAUUCCAUCUGUGUCUUUGAAAAUCGACAUGAAGGCCUCAGAAAAUGCAUCAACUUGGAGUGGAAUGCCUUACAUUUGAUGGAAGCCUGUAUGUUCAAUGAAGCUACUGUCUUGGGGCUUUAAAACAUGGUGGGCAUGUUAGUUUUUUGAAUCAAUGAACUGUGAUCUCCAAUAUCUCAAAAAAACAGCAACAGUGGUAGUAGUGAAAAUUCUCUGUGUGAUAAAUGCUCCUGCAAGCUCUCUUUGCACCUCUCAAGACCCUGUGAUGCACUUACAGUAUGAUGAAGUUACAGUGCAAAUUUAUACCAGGUUCAAACUUGUUUAAGUGUCAUGGCCACAGCCAAGAGAUCCUAGGUGAGGUAUUUCUAUAAAAGGCAAGGUAACAGUAUCAGAAAACAAUCAGCACUCCUGCAAUGCUAUAGUUUUGGGAAGGAAUUCUGUAACAUUUAAA
Gekko japonicus is the source of this 2882-nucleotide messenger RNA. RefSeq names its product 6-phosphofructo-2-kinase/fructose-2,6-biphosphatase 2 (gene PFKFB2). The transcript is spliced from 16 exons. Gene Ontology annotation, cellular component: cytosol. Gene Ontology annotation, molecular function: fructose-2,6-bisphosphate 2-phosphatase activity; ATP binding; 6-phosphofructo-2-kinase activity. The coding region runs from base 785 to 2428 and encodes 547 amino acids. The record is from RefSeq and is a predicted model, not a curated record. Gene Ontology annotation, biological process: fructose 2,6-bisphosphate metabolic process; fructose metabolic process. NCBI's taxonomy places the organism in Eukaryota, Metazoa, Chordata, Lepidosauria, Squamata, Gekkonidae.